Molecule: messenger RNA, 963 nt
Organism: Candidozyma pseudohaemuli
Lineage: Eukaryota; Fungi; Ascomycota; Pichiomycetes; Serinales; Metschnikowiaceae
Exons: 1
Coding region: 1-963 (320 amino acids)
Source: RefSeq, a predicted model, not a curated record
AUGAGCUACUCACCUUUGCCAACCGAAAAGAAGAACUCCUCUAACGAGGCUACUCCCCCAUACUCCUCCACCUCCUCCUUCGAGGACUCUGCUCACCCAUUCUACGAGCCAUCCACCAACAAGCGCGCUAAGGGUUGCAAGACCAAGGUUGUCGCCGCCACUGCCGUCAGCGCUCUUGCUUUGUUUGGUGUCUUCUCCAUGGGUAGAAUGUACGAGGGCUACUCCUUCCACAACGCCAUGGUUGCCAUCAAGGAGGACCACCGUGCUCACGGUUUCCACCAUGGUCCACCAGGCGGUCACCCUCACGACGACCCUAAGUGGUGGAUGAAGUUCCACAAGGGUGAAUCCCCUGAGGAGGCCGAGAGAAAGCACAAGGAGUGGUUGGACAAGCACCCCGAGGAGGCUAAGGCUCAGGGUAAGCCACACAACGACAAGUGGUGGAUGAAGUUCCACGAGGGCGAGUCUCCAGAGGAAGCUGAGAAGAAGCACAAAGAGUGGUUGGCCAAGCACCCAGAGGAAGCCAAGGCUCAGGCUGAGAAGGCCAAGGGCAAGGGUAAAGGUAAAGGCAAGGACAACGACUACUGGAUGAAGUACCACAAGGGCGAGUCCAAGGAAGAGGCCGAGAAGAAGCACAAGGAGUGGUUGGCCAAGCACCCUAACGGUGCCACCGACAAGGCCGAGGGCAAGUCCGAGGGUAAGGACGACAAGUGGUGGAUGAAGUUCCAUGAGGGUGAGUCUCCAGAGGAGGCUGAGAAGAAGCACAACGAAUGGUUGGCUAAGCACCCAGAGGAGGCCGCUGCCCAGAAGGGUAAGGACGGUAAGAAGGACGACAAGUGGUGGAUGAAGUUCCACGAGGGCGAGUCCCCUGAGGAGGCCGAGAAGAAGCACAACGAGUGGUUGGCUAAGCACCCAGAGGAGGCCAACGGCAAGAGAGCUGAGGAGGCUGCCAAGGAGUUGAUCUAA